AUGGAACGACUACAGAGAUUAAUGAUGAAUAGCAAGGUGGGGUCUGCGGACACUGGCCGUGAUGACACGAAGGAGACUGUUUAUAUCUCUUCCAUUGCUCUUUUAAAGAUGCUGAAGCAUGGUAGAGCCGGUGUUCCAAUGGAAGUGAUGGGACUGAUGUUAGGCGAGUUCGUUGAUGAUUAUACGGUUAACGUUGUAGAUGUGUUUGCCAUGCCUCAAUCGGGUACCGGUGUUUCCGUUGAAGCUGUGGAUGAUGUUUUCCAGGCUAAGAUGAUGGAUAUGUUAAAGCAAACGGGAAGAGACCAGAUGGUUGUUGGCUGGUAUCAUUCUCAUCCUGGGUUUGGUUGUUGGCUAUCUUCCGUGGAUGUUAACACUCAAAAAUCCUUCGAGCAAUUGAACAGCAGAGCUGUGGCUGUUGUUGUUGACCCCAUUCAAUCGGUUAAGGGGAAAGUUGUCAUUGAUGCCUUCAGGUUGAUUGACACGGGCGCAUUGAUUAAUAAUCUAGAACCUAGACAGACAACGUCCAACACAGGUUUGCUGAACAAGGCCAAUAUUCAAGCCUUGAUUCACGGUUUGAAUAGACAUUAUUAUUCCCUAAAUAUUGAUUACCACAAGACCGCGCAAGAGACCAAGAUGUUGAUGAACUUGCAUAAGGAACAGUGGCAAUCUGGUCUAAAAAUGUACGAUUAUGAAGAAAAGGAAGAAUCAAAUCUGACUGCUACAAAGAGUAUGGUUAAGAUAGCCGAACAAUAUUCGAAGAGAAUAGAAGAGGAAAAGGAACUGAGUGAGGAGGAACUCAAGACAAGAUACGUCGGUAGACAGGAUCCAAAGAAACAUAUUUUCGAAACAGCAGAUGAAACUCUGGAAAACAAUAUUGUUUCUGUGCUGACGGCGGGUGUGAAUUCAGUGGCUAUUAGAUAA
Saccharomyces kudriavzevii IFO 1802 is the source of this 921-nucleotide messenger RNA. It is a transcript of the gene RPN11, whose product is annotated as proteasome regulatory particle lid subunit RPN11. The transcript has a single exon. Lineage: Eukaryota; Fungi; Ascomycota; Saccharomycetes; Saccharomycetales; Saccharomycetaceae. Gene Ontology annotation, cellular component: proteasome regulatory particle, lid subcomplex. The coding region runs from base 1 to 921 and encodes 306 amino acids. Gene Ontology annotation, molecular function: protein binding; proteasome binding; metallopeptidase activity. Gene Ontology annotation, biological process: proteasome-mediated ubiquitin-dependent protein catabolic process; protein deubiquitination. The record is from RefSeq and is a predicted model, not a curated record.